Medicago truncatula (barrel medic) is the source of this 1778-nucleotide messenger RNA. Its product is annotated as IAA-amino acid hydrolase ILR1-like 4. Gene Ontology annotation, molecular function: IAA-Ala conjugate hydrolase activity. Gene Ontology annotation, cellular component: endoplasmic reticulum. Gene Ontology annotation, biological process: auxin metabolic process. The record is from RefSeq and is a predicted model, not a curated record. The coding region runs from base 291 to 1613 and encodes 440 amino acids. The transcript has 5 exons. NCBI's taxonomy places the organism in Eukaryota, Viridiplantae, Streptophyta, Magnoliopsida, Fabales, Fabaceae.
UUCUCUUUUCACCUAAUUGUUAAAUUAAGUUCCAAAGUGAUGGAAUAGCUUAUACAAUAAUAUAAUCUUUAGCCACAUUUUACUUGCAUUUUUGCCGAAAAAUCACCUUUAUCCUUCAAAAAAUGAAAUUGGAACUUUGUUUUGAUAAACAACCACUGUAAUUGAGACUUUUUAAAGUUUAAACACUCCAUUUAUCUCUUUAAGAGUUUCGAAUUGCAAUCCUCAGUAGCAAACUCAACAUUAUUUAAUCAACAGAGUCCAACAUAUUGGAAUUAGAACUAAACAAUCACAUGAUGGGUCCAAAAAAUCAUCCAAGACUUACUCUCUUACCCAUCUUCUUGUUCCUUUUCCACCCCACAUGCUUAUCUUCCACUACUUAUCAAACAAAGGAAUGUUCAAACCAAACUUCUUCACUGAAAAGUGAAAUUCUUGAGCUUGCUAACACACCCAACACAGUGAAAUGGAUGAAGAACAUCAGAAGAGAAAUUCAUGAGUACCCUGAACUUGCAUAUGAAGAAUUCAAGACAAGUUCUGUUAUAAGGCGUGAGCUUGACAAGUUAGGUGUUGUUUAUCAAUGGCCUGUGGCUAAAACUGGUGUUGUUGCUAAAGUUGGUUCUGGAUUUGCUCCUUUUGUUGCUCUUAGAGCUGACAUGGAUGCUUUGCCAAUUCAGGAAUUGGUUGAUUGGGAUCAUAAAAGCAAAGUAGACGGAAAAAUGCAUGCUUGUGCGCACGAUGCACAUGUGGCGAUGCUUCUUGGUGCUGCAAAGAUACUGCAAGAAAUGAAAGACAAGUUAAAGGGUACUGUUGUACUUAUUUUCCAACCAGCCGAGGAAAAAGGCACAGGUGCUAAGGACAUGAUCCAAGAAAAUGUGCUUGAAGAUGUUGAGGCUAUUUUUGGAUUGCAUUUAGCGUCACUGUAUCCCUUAGGUGUUGUUGCGUCGCGUCCGGGUGAAUUUUUAGCAGGAUAUGGAAGCUUCAAAGCGAAGAUCAAAGGGGGUUUAGCAGGAACUCCGCAGCGUUGUCUUGAUCCAAUUUUGGCUGCUUCGGCAUCCGUGAUUAGCUUGCAAAACAUUAUUUCAAGGGAGGUGGAUCCUUUAGACUCGCAGGUGCUUUCUGUGGCAAUGAUCCAAUCAGAGUCUGGUCAUGAACUCACCCCUGAUUCUGUAACAUUUGGAGGUACUUAUAGAGCAUUCAGCAAAAAGAGCUUCAAUGCACUAAGGAAUAGGAUAGAAGAGGUUAUCAAAGGGCAAGCAGAAGUGUAUAGAUGCUCAGCAGAGGUUGAAUUCUUUGGCGAGGAACAUCCAACAAUUCCUCCUACUACAAAUGAUGAGAGAAUCUACCAACUAGCGAGGAAAGUAUCUAGUAUGAUUGUUGGAGAAGAGAACAUAAAAUUAUCACCAAUCGUCACAGGGAGUGAAGAUUUUGCAUUUUACUUGGAAAAAGUGCCUGGCUCAUUUUUCUUUUUAGGUAUAAAAAAUGAAAAGAGUGGAUCCAUAUAUUCAGCUCAUAGUCCUCAAUUUUUCAUUGAUGAAGAUGUUCUUCCCAUUGGUGCUGCAAUACAUGCAGCAUUUGCUCUUUCAUAUUAUUCUUAUUCAACAAAUUCUUAUCUUUAAGUAACUCUUCAUUAUCUACCACUUAAAUGUGAAAAUUUAAUAAUAUAAUGAGAUAUAGAGGCAUGUUGAAUAUGUUGAACCAUGUAAUUACAAACUGCUGUUUACUAUCAUAGUUUCCAAUAUUGUUUUAGUACCUUGGAAAACUAUUAAAUGCCUCGCCAGGAA